UGUGAGCUCCUAUUGCCCAUCGCUGCUGAGUUGGCUGUUUCUGGUCGGGAUUUGGGGGGAGAAGAAAAUGAGCCUCAGUUCCCGCUCUGGUCAGGUUUGAAAUGUUUGAAAUGUGCUUUCCACUUGGGAGAAAGUCUCCGAGGCGUCAGAGUGUGUUUGCUGUUUGUGGAGUGAGGGCGCGCUGUGGGCGAGGUGAAGGCAGAUCAAUGUGGCAGCACAUGGCUCCUGGUCACACACCAGCCAUUGGCCUUGGGCCGGCGGCCAAGGCUUGGGAACCCUCCCGUCAAUGGGGAACACGUUGUCUUCGCUCUAAUUCAUGUCCCUGACACAGCUCCCCAUGGCUGCCACAUGUGUCCCUCACUGCCUGUUGCUGCUGGGGGCUAUUCACACAGCGGCUGGCGGGACCUCACUGACUGUGGGUCAAAACCCUCGGGUCGCCACAGUGAGCAGAGGCGGAGAAGUUACCAUUUACUGCUUUUGGCCACUCUAUAAAGAUCAGAAACCAGCAAAGGUGGACUGGUGGCGAGAAGGAGAAAAUCGUUCCCUGGAGGACGGCAGAGAUGGAAGGAUCCAGAUUUAUUUCCUAAACAGAGCAAGUUGUGCAUUGCAGCUGUUCUCAGCCAGACUGCAGGACGCGGGAGUGUACCGCUGCCGAGUGAGACACAGAAGCGGAGCGCAGGGCCCUGGCACACGGCUGCUGGUGUUCGUGCCCCCGACCCCCCUGGAGAUGGUGGUCUCACGGUCCGGGAGCGGAGCUGCGGCUUCUCUGACCCUCGUGUGUAAAACGGCGGCCUUUUACCCGGAGGAUGUGAAUAUCACUUGGUGUAAAAAUGGAUCAGAAAUUGUAAGUGGAACAAAUACAAACAGGAACCUCGCGGGGCUGUAUGAAGCUUCCAGUUUAUUGAUCGAGACAGAGGCGGUGCAGAGCGGAGCUGUUUAUACCUGUCACGUAUCUCACCUGUCCCUCCCCACUGCCGCCAACAUCAGCUACACUGUCCCUGGCACUGAGACAGGCAACUCCACAGUUGACUCCGACCUCAGAUACGCUCUGAUCUCAGGCGGUGCCGCUGUUUUGCUAAUUGUACUGACGGUCAUUUUUCUCAUCUGUCGCAAAGAUCAUACAAGGAGCAGCUAACGGGAGCCUCUCUUAUGAAACUCUAAAUUUCACUGGAUCCCACAAAAAUAGAAAAGUGAGACGUGAGAAGGAAAGUACAAUAUACAGCAAGGUACAGACCCAGGGAGCAGCGGCUGAGAUCACACUGACUUACACGGCUCUGAAUUUGACCAACUCCCAGAAAACUGCCAAAUUUAAAGAUGAAAAAUGUACACAGUACGCUGAGGUAAAGACGAGGAACCAAAGAGAUAAAGAAGAGAACAUUGGAACAGAAUCUAGACAUGUAUCCGGGAAAGAUCAUCACGGCUGUGUGUGAACUGUACACCAAUCUUUGCUAUAAUCACUCCAAAGAGCUGUUCAUUGUUAAAUCACACUCUGUGAUUAUGGACUUGUGGAGAUAUCAUUUCACAUCAAAGUUAAAAUAGAGAAUACAUUUUGAUUCUGUCAUCAAUCUGCGCUGAUAACAAUCAAUAUCUUUUUAGCAACACCAAAUGACAAAAGGCAUUUAAAGUUACUGUUAGAAUUUCCCUUUUUUACCAAGUAAUUAGAGCUUCUGUGCAAUAACCUGUCGUGUCGCUGUAUAACCAAUCGCUAUUAAGGAAGUGAGGGCAUGAGGCGAAAUCCGCUGAUUUUUAUAAACACAAUAUUUUUUNCAAAUGUCAAGGCUGUUACUUACCAAAUAUCUUCUAGCCCUGUGAGGCUAAGAAGGAAGUAGAUUGUGUGAUUAUCCUUUUUUUGAAUCCAGCAUAUAAUAAUAAACCGUGCAUUUGUAGUCUCAGAUUCUCGAUGGUGGAUGAAUGAGAUCAUAUGGGCUGAAGGGUCUUCUUCAUUCUUGUGAUCUUAUGUACACAUUAAUUGCCCUCCUCUGUCAUUUUUGAAAUGUCUAUAAUUAGAGGCUGUACGAUACAGAAAGAUGUACAGGGAUUAUGAUAUCUCACACCCGAAGGGUAAAGCAUGAGGAAAGGUUCUUCUAUUGUUCGCGAUCGAGUUGCUGAAAGCUGCUAACCCAGGUCGGGCUCAGGGUUUGACCCCACCCCGGCUUCCUGGUGUCUCAGUGUAUAUUAUACGGUCAGAAUCAUUCCGAAUCGCUUCUUGCCCCGGUGAUAUCAACAAGAAAAACUUUCAUUUCUAUGGCGCCCUUCAUGCGGGGCAACAUCUCGGAGCGUUUAGCAAUAGUGUGGGUUGAGCUGGGGGAAAGGGGAGCUGACAACAGGCACGGUGGAGAAGGGAAGUCUUAUAAUUCAUUUUAAUUCCAAGAAACACUGAUGCAAAGAUUAUAUUUAAAUCCAGUUCCGUCAAAUUCUGGAUACGAUUAGAAUCCCCAAUUUCCUUUAAAAAUUUUAACAGGGUAAUAAGACUCGGAAGCAGACUAUUCUGCCUAAUCUGUCAGUCAAUUUCAACAAUUCCAAACGUAUGGAUAAACAUGGGUAAAUGAUUACAUUAUUACAUUUUGUUGCAUUUUUCUCUACACAAUCUAAAAACAUUUACCAAAUAUUAACAAUGCCUCAUCCCAUGAAACAGAUAAACAGAUAUCAUGUACAAAUGUAAACCUGUUAUGAUAAAAUAUUGACAGCUAAUUGACAUGUACAGUUAAACAGUAAAGUAAAGCCACCAA
Messenger RNA from Callorhinchus milii (elephant shark), 2729 nucleotides. RefSeq names its product signal-regulatory protein beta-1-like. The record is from RefSeq and is a predicted model, not a curated record. NCBI's taxonomy places the organism in Eukaryota, Metazoa, Chordata, Chondrichthyes, Chimaeriformes, Callorhinchidae. Gene Ontology annotation, cellular component: plasma membrane. The transcript is spliced from 7 exons. Bases 317 to 1135 code for a protein of 272 amino acids.